AUGUACGGCCUAAUCCUGGAGAACAUGUCCGAGUACAUUCGGCAGGUCUACGGAGAGGACCGCUGGGAGGAGAUUCGCCGGCAAGCCGCGGUCGAUCAGCCGAGUUUCAGCGUCCACCAGGUGUAUCCCGAGAACCUGAUUCCUCGGCUUGCCAAGAAGGCGAUACAGGUCCUGGGGGUCACGGAGAAGGAGUUCUUCGACCAGAUGGGAGUUCACUUCGUGGGUUUCGUCGGCCAGUACGGCUACGACAGGGUCCUCUCGGUGCUGGGCCGACACGUUCGCGAUUUCCUCAACGGCCUGGACAAUCUGCACGAGUACCUCAAGUUCUCCUACCCCAGGAUGCGAGCUCCUUCCUUCAUCUGCGAGAACGAGACCCGACAAGGUCUGACUCUCCAUUACAGGAGUAAACGUCGGGGAUUCGUUUACUACACGAUGGGGCAGAUCAGGGAGGUGGCCAGGUACUUUUACCACAAGGAGCUGCAGAUCGAGCUCAUCAGGGAGGAAAUCCUCUUCGACACCGUCCACGUAACCUUCCAGCUGACUUUCGACAACCGAGCCUUCACCCUGGCCUCCCUUGCCAUGACACGGGAGGAGAAGCACCUGCCGAUCGGUGCCUCGGUCCUCUUCGAGAUAUUCCCCUUCUGCAUCGUGUUCGGCUCGGACAUGGUGAUGAGGAGCAUCGGAAACUCGCUCAUGGUCAUCCUGCCGGACCUCGUUGGGAAGAAGAUCACCCACUGGUUCGACCUCGUCAGGCCGAUGAUCGCUUUCAAAUUUCAGUCGAUCCUGAACCGGACGAACAAUAUUUUUGAGCUCGUGACGGUGGAGCCCGUCCUUACGGAACGUCCUGCGGAUCGCCGGAGAAACGAGGAGAUGUUGAGCGACGAGUUGGAGGGACCCGAUGAUAAGACCUUAAGAUUGAAAGGUCAAAUGGUGUACAUGGAUAAUUGGAGGAUGAUGAUGUACCUCGGCACUCCCGUGAUGCCCGACUUGAACGCCCUGAUAGCGACCGGACUCUACAUCAAUGACCUGUCCAUGCACGACUUUAGCAGAGACUUGAUGCUGGCGGGCACGCAGCAAUCGGUGGAGUUGAAGCUGGCCUUGGACCAGGAGCAGCUCAAGAGCAAGAAAUUGGAAGAGUCCAUGAGGAAGCUCGACGAGGAGAUGAGAAGGACCGACGAGCUUCUCUAUCAAAUGAUACCGAAACAAGUGGCCGACAGGUUGAGGAACGGCGAGAAUCCUAUAGACACUUGCGAGAUGUUCGACAGCGUGUCCAUUCUUUUUUCCGACGUGGUCACUUUCACGGAGAUCUGCAGCCGCAUCACCCCGAUGGAGGUCGUGUCCAUGUUAAACGGCAUGUACUCCCUCUUCGACACCCUGACGGAGAGAAAUCGCGUAUACAAGGUGGAAACGAUUGGCGAUGCUUACAUGGUGGUGUCCGGAGCACCCGUGAAGGAGAGCGACCACGCGGAUCGCGUUUGCGACAUGGCGCUCGACAUGAUCGAGGCCAUCACCGACCUCAAGGAUAGAUCCACCGGAACGAUCCUUGCAGGUCAACAUCUUCAGAUACGCGUGGGCAUCCACAGCGGCGCCGUAGUGGCCGGGAUAGUCGGGUUGAAGAUGCCCCGUUACUGUCUGUUCGGAGAUUCCGUGAAUACGGCAUCCAGGAUGGAGGCGACCAGUGAGGCGAUGCAAAUCCACGUCUCUCAUUCGACGAGAGUCCUUUUGUCACCUUCGUACAAACUGACGGAACGCGGGGAGAUUCAAAUUAAAGGGAAAGGACCGAUGAAAACGUAUUGGCUGGAGAAGAGGGAGGGCAGGUGUCCCUUGGGCCGGGGGUUCGCGGCCCACAAGCCUCCGCAGUGGCACAAUCGCGCGAACGAGAAGAGGAUCUCCUUGGGCAGCACCCGAGGAUCCAUAUCCUCCUCCAGGUGCGAGUGGAGGAACCGGGUGGACGUUUCGACCAAAAAGGACUCCAGGCUGUCCUCUCCGACGCCCCUUGGGUCCUCGGGGUUCCUCUCCGAGGAGAGGAGGAUAUAUUCUCCCAUCACCUUUCAGGACGUCGUCAGGAGGUCCGUCGCCAACUCGCCGAUCAAGUCCGUCGAUACCAGAGAGGCGAGAUCGAACUCAAUGGGGGCCGUAGCGACCCUGACGCAAAAUCCCGCGGACGUGUUCGGGGAAUUGGUGAACGAGACCGAGGAGCACUUCCGGUUGCAUCGAGACAGCACCUCGUCGUCCAGAGGGCGGCACUCGGCGAGCGCGACCGCGAGCUCGAACGCCCAGGCCAGGUCGGAGGUGACCGUCGACAUGAGCAGCUCGGAGGAGGACGGCUCGAGGGAGGAGAGGGCCUCCACCGUCGACGCGGCCUCCUCCUCCAAGGACCUCGGAAACGUCUUCUAUCUGGGCGCCGAGCGAGACGACAGCAACUCUCAGCUGAUGCUCCAUCGGGAACACUGCUGCCCGGGAUUCUCCAUACCAAAGACCGGGAAAACUCGUAACCCCAAUGGCGCGUGUAGGAUAGUCUGA
Orussus abietinus is the source of this 2523-nucleotide messenger RNA. It is a transcript of the gene Gyc88E, whose product is annotated as soluble guanylate cyclase 88E. Gene Ontology annotation, biological process: response to oxygen levels; nitric oxide-cGMP-mediated signaling; cGMP biosynthetic process. The coding region runs from base 1 to 2523 and encodes 840 amino acids. Gene Ontology annotation, cellular component: guanylate cyclase complex, soluble. Gene Ontology annotation, molecular function: heme binding; oxygen sensor activity; guanylate cyclase activity. The record is from RefSeq and is a predicted model, not a curated record. The transcript is spliced from 12 exons. NCBI's taxonomy places the organism in Eukaryota, Metazoa, Arthropoda, Insecta, Hymenoptera, Orussidae.